AUGUUCAACCUGACGACGACUGCUCUUGUAGAUUUUCCUCGUGAACUAGUACUCUUGCAUGAAAACGUGACGUCAAAGGACUUGUACAUCUCUCUAGCUGCUGUUUUUGCGACUCUUUGUCUCUCAUUCGUGCAGUUUUGGUAUAAGAGGACACCAACCACCUCACACGAUGAUACUAGUACUAGUGCGAGUUCGAGGGAGGCUGACCCGCUUGAGAAUGUCGACUAUGCCAAUAUAAAAGUGACCAAGUUGCUUAUACAUCCAAUCAAGAGUUGCCGUGGUACUUCGGUGUUAGAAGCCGAGUAUACCGAGGAAGGUUUGGUGCAUGACAGGAAACUCGCUAUUAUCGAUGCGAAGACGCAUAGAAUAAUCACUGCACGGGAGCUGCCUCAGAUGGUACUCAUAUACCCUCAGCUCAUUGUUGACAAGCUGGAUCAACAUGGUGGACGAAUUCACAUCUCAUUCCCCGAUGAAAGCGGCUUUGAGCAAUUCUCGAUACCGCUCAGUCCCACGGACGAAGUUUUGAGGACCUGGAAAAGGUUAGACAAUAUCGAGCUCUUCACAUGGAGUGGUAUAGAUGGCUAUGUUUGUCAAUCAAUUGACGCUGGAGACCGUGAUGCACCAACACGAGUGUUAUCCAAAUACCUCGGCAAAGAUGUCUACCUCGUUCUCAAAGGGCCAAGAGUACGACCCUGUCCACCAACGUACGAUUUCCCUGCUCUCAAAGCAAGUGCAUCAUAUCAGGAUGCGUACCCUUUACUCGUCGUUUCCGAAGAAAGCCUGGUAGCAGUACAGACCCGGCUGCGUGGCGAAGUUGGUAAUCAGGGAGUCGCGGACCGCUGGGGUACAGAUAACCUUGUGAUGGAACGGUUCAGGCCGAAUAUCGUUCUUGCUGGAGCAGGUGUUCCAUGGGCAGAGGAUACCUGGGAGACUAUACGAAUCGGAGAAAACACAUCGACAAUCACACUCGUCUCAAAAUGCACUCGCUGCCUGCUACCGAACGUCGACCCUGAGACGGGUGUGCGAGACCAGGCGAUUCCGUAUAAAGUGCUCAUGAAGUUUCGGACAGGGAAGGAUCCGGCACGUCUGAGCAAGCCGUGUUUUGGCUGCAAUGGCGUGCCAACGGGGCCGGGAGCCGUGAAGGGUAUCGUCCGUAUCGGGGACGCUUUAACGGUGGUGAAGACCAUUAUUCAGCGGCAAAAGUAG
Messenger RNA from Fomitiporia mediterranea MF3/22, 1206 nucleotides. RefSeq lists its product as uncharacterized. The transcript has 7 exons. The record is from RefSeq and is a predicted model, not a curated record. Gene Ontology annotation, molecular function: molybdenum ion binding; pyridoxal phosphate binding; catalytic activity. The coding region runs from base 1 to 1206 and encodes 401 amino acids. Lineage: Eukaryota; Fungi; Basidiomycota; Agaricomycetes; Hymenochaetales; Hymenochaetaceae.